Molecule: messenger RNA, 2822 nt
Organism: Rhipicephalus sanguineus (brown dog tick)
Lineage: Eukaryota; Metazoa; Arthropoda; Arachnida; Ixodida; Ixodidae
Gene: Pitslre
Product: cyclin-dependent kinase 11B
Exons: 18
Coding region: 207-2795 (862 amino acids)
Biological process (GO): protein phosphorylation; regulation of mitotic cell cycle
Cellular component (GO): nucleus
Molecular function (GO): cyclin-dependent protein serine/threonine kinase activity; ATP binding
Source: RefSeq, a predicted model, not a curated record
GCUAUGGCGUCUGUGCCGUAGAAUGUGACCACUGCUUUGUAAACUACUUAUUGCACUUUUCACUCUUCAUUUAACUAUUAAGGGAGAUAUAGUUAUACUCUACCGCUGUGCGGAAAUCGCGUAGUUUAGCCAUAAGAAGCUAAUGCUUUGCGUCUAGCGGAAAUCCCCCAAUUGGCGAAUUGCGCGUCUACACUACUGCAGUUGCGAUGAGCCGGAGUUCAAACGAUUCGGAAGAAGACGGCGAAAUUGAUCGUGAAGAAACGCGCUACAACAUGGUUUCGAGCAGUGUUACGUCGCCUACGAAGGACUACGCCGAACAAGCGGAUGACAGUGACAGUUAUGACACUGAGGAUGGAGGCGAGGACAUGCUGCACAUACAGCCCCCCCAGGCAACCAUUGUGAUUCCGAAGCGCGACCGCCGAGACCGCAAGCGGGACAGGCACUCGAGAAAACACGAAUCGUCCCACAGCCGCGGCAAGGACCGCCGGCCGAGCAGCCGAGAUCGGAGCGGUGGACACCGGGACAGCCGGCGUGCGGCUGCCGACAGCAGCAGCAGUCACAGGAGCAGCAGCACCCGUAACCGCGACACACGCGAGCACGACAACCGGCACCGGCAAGCCCACCGAACAGAGGAAAAGGUGGCUCGGCCUGUGGAACCGCCGUCACGCUCUGGGCGGAACGAGGCCAGCAGCAGCAGUGGCAGUAGCAGCAGCAAAGAGCAGGUGAGGGCUCCCCCACGAGAUGUUGGCAGGAGUGUGCAGAGAGAACUGAAGGAGGUGAGCCGCAGUGACUUGCGGGACGCACGGGAGAAGAUCCGGGAAGCCAAGGAGGCACGGGAGCAGAGGGAAAGAGAGCAAAGGGAGAAAGAAGAGAGAGAACAAGAGCGUCUUCAACGAGAGUGGCGCAAAGAGCGGCUUCUUAUAGUGUCACAAGCGUCAACCCAGCGGGAGAGGGACCGGGAGCACCGAAAAACUGAGGCAGCCCGCUCGGCCGAAGUCGCCAAGCUGACCAAUAGAGAGCGCAGCCGUAGUCCUCUCGCACGGAGCUUGGAUGACCGGUCCGACCUGCCAGAAAUCUCUCUUACAGUCGAAGACGAGCGCCUCACUGACAUCGAGGACGAAGAACCGAGUCCACCGAAAACUAUCUCUCAUGUUGGACAGGGAGAGCCGAGAAUAGCUUUAAUGGACACAAACGUUAACAAGGAACAGCCGCCACAAGCGCCACCUCAACCACGCGCUGUCGCGAAGAGUUCGGAUGACGAUGACGACGACGACGAUGAUGACGACGGGUCCGACGGUUCCUCAGACUCAAGCAGCGAUGACAGCAGUGACUCUGACGGUUUGGGCUUGUUUUUCAGGGCAGGAAAGACAUCAGACUCCAAUGCGAGCAAACCGUCGUGCGAUAAAAAUCGCCAUGCUCGUUUGAGGGCCAUACUGAGAAAGCUCGUUAAAGGGGAGUCAAAGAACCAACGUUCACGGCAUCGAGAUAGCAGCAGCAGCGACGAUGACUCUGAGGAUGAUGAAAAAUAUUCUGAGGACGGAAAAGUUGAUGGUACAGAUGUGGAAAUGAAGGAAGUCGCACAGAAAGCCGAAACGGCAGAAGCCAAUACAACUGGUGAGGCCUCCCCGUUGAGCGAAGACGAUGAUGACGACGCCCAAUUGCCCCCUUACUUGCCCGCCAUUCAGGGCUGUCGUAGCGUUGAGGAAUUUCACUGCCUCAACCGCAUCGAGGAAGGCACUUACGGCGUUGUCUACCGAGCGAGGGACAAACAGACAGAUGAAAUUGUGGCUCUGAAACGAUUGAAGAUGGAAAAAGAGAAAGAGGGCUUUCCAAUAACGUCCCUGAGGGAGAUCAACACCCUUCUCAAGGCGCAGCACCCAAAUAUUGUCACCGUUCGGGAGAUAGUGGUAGGCAGCAAUAUGGACAAGAUCUACAUUGUGAUGGACUAUGUGGAGCACGACCUCAAGAGCCUGAUGGAGGUGAUGAAGCAGCCGUUCCUGGUGGGCGAGGUGAAGACGCUGAUGUUACAGCUGCUCAAGGCAGUGGCCCACCUGCACGACAACUGGAUCCUCCAUCGGGACCUCAAGACGUCCAACCUCCUGCUCAGCCAUAAGGGCAUCCUAAAGGUCGGUGACUUUGGUCUAGCUCGAGAAUACGGCUCGCCCCUGAAGCAUUACACUCCUAUCGUAGUCACCAUGUGGUACCGUGCACCAGAACUGCUUCUUGGAGUCAAGGAGUAUUCUACACCCAUCGACAUGUGGUCUGUGGGUUGCAUAUUUGGAGAGCUGCUCACAAUGAAGCCGCUGUUCCCUGGAAAGUCGGACAUUGACCAGUUGAAUAGAAUCUUCAAGGAUCUUGGCACCCCCAGUGAAAAAAUUUGGCCUGGCUACACCGAGCUUCCGCUAGUGAAGAAGGUGACCUUCACAGAGCACCCGUACAACAAUCUGAGAAGUAGAUUUGGCCACACCCUUUCGAAUUUGGGCUUUGAUCUGAUUAACAAGUUCCUGACCUAUUACCCACAGCGUCGCAUCACUGCCGAAGAGGCAUUGAAGCACGAAUUUUUUAAUGAAACGCCGGUUCCCGUGGACCCAUCCAUGUUUCCUACGUGGCCAGCCAAGAGCGAAUUGGGUCACCGAAAAGCACAGAGUCCCAAGCCCCCAUCUGGUGGAAAGCAGUUUGCCAAGCAACUGGGUGAAGGCGAUGACGAAGGACUCCUGGCAGCCGCAGGCUUUCACAUGAACAUCCCCAGCAAGGGAAGCUCAGCCAAGGGAACUGGCUUCAGCCUCAAGUUUUAGCAUCGCCACAAAGCACCACUGUUUAAA